AUGGUCAAAAAACGCAACGAGGGGAAAACAAAUGCAAAGCUAAAGCAAAAGCCCAACUAUGGACCUGUCAAGAACCGACACACCUUUAAAGGUUCCAACCAUAGUAUGAAUCCAGAUAGGCCACGAGAUGCGAAAAGUUCCCAUCUUCGAUCCAAGGCCACUAUUAAUCGUUUGCGUAUGUACAAAAGCUUCAAAGCAAUACGCGACAAAGCUGGAAACAUCCUCAAGGAAGCUCCAUUUCAAGGCCGACUGAAGUCGGGCACUGUUGCUCGCGUUGAACCUAACAGAAAAUGGUUCGGUAACACUCGAAUUGUGGGUCAAGAACAGCUGCAGAAAUUCCAGGAGAAUCUAGGAAAAGUCAUGCGAGACCCAUUCCAGGUCGUGAUGAAGCAAACAAAGCUUCCGAUUAGUUUACUUCAAGAGAAGGCAAAGCAGCAAAGAGUUCACGUCACUGAUACAGAGUCUUUUGAAUACACAUUUGGUAAGAAGUCACUAAGGAAACGGCCGAAGCUCACAUGUUCUUCCCUUGAGGAGAUGACAAAAUCGGUGGAAGAACGUGCGGAAGUCUACGAUGUGGGAAAAGAUCGUGACCUGCAAGUGGACGAACGAAAUUUGGUCCGUGAGGAAAAUCCCAAUCCAUUAUUCCGUGCCGGACAGAGCAAUCGCGUCUGGGGAGAAUUGUACAAGGUCCUAGACUCCUCGGAUGUUGUUGUUCAAGUAAUUGAUGCUCGUGAUCCUAUGGGUACGAGAUGUCGACAUGUGGAGGAAUUUCUUCGCAAAGAGAAGCCACAUAAACACUUGGUUACUGUCAUAAAUAAGGUGGAUUUGGUCCCUACUUGGGUUACCCGGAAAUGGAUUGGCGAGCUGUCGAAGGAGAUGCCAACAAUAGCUUUUCAUGCUUCGAUCCAACAUUCAUUUGGAAAAGGUGCUGUGAUCAACUUGCUGCGUCAAUUCGCUAAACUGCACAAAGACAGACAACAGGUGGUUAUUUAUACACUGGUUUAUCCACACAAACAGUAG
Necator americanus (New World hookworm) is the source of this 1020-nucleotide messenger RNA. RefSeq lists its product as uncharacterized. The record is from RefSeq and is a predicted model, not a curated record. Gene Ontology annotation, cellular component: nucleolus. Lineage: Eukaryota; Metazoa; Nematoda; Chromadorea; Rhabditida; Ancylostomatidae. The coding region runs from base 1 to 1020 and encodes 339 amino acids. The transcript is spliced from 10 exons.